This is a messenger RNA of Diabrotica balteata, 519 nucleotides long. The record is from the annotation of a GenBank genome assembly. NCBI's taxonomy places the organism in Eukaryota, Metazoa, Arthropoda, Insecta, Coleoptera, Chrysomelidae.
AUGACAAAUACACCGAACAUUAGAAGAAUAACGUUAAACGACAUAAAUUUAGAAACAGUAAGCGAAUACAUCUACCUGGGACAGAUAAUGAAAGUUAACAAAGAAAAUCAAACUGCCGAAAUUACCAGGAGAAUAAGGUUAGCAUGGGCAGGAUUUGGAAAACUGAGUUGGAUCUUGAAAAGCACUAAAAUAAAACAAUAUUUGAAAACCAGAAUUUACGAUCAGUGUAUCCUCGCUAUACUCACGUAUGGCUCACAGACGGGAACACUCACCAAGUCUAACAUAGAUAAAAUAGUAAAAGCACAAAGAGCGAUGGAAAGAUCAAUGCUCGGGGUGAGACUUAUAGACAAAAAAACAAACAAAUGGAUUAGAAGCAAAACGAAAGUAAAGGACGCAGGAGAACAUGCUGCCAAAUUAAAAUGGAGCUGAAGGAACAAUGGAGACAUUAGGAAAGAGAAGCAGAGGAAGACCACAAAUGAGAUGGGCGGAUGAUAUUAAGAAGAUCGUAGGACACAAUUG